AUUAGAUGAAAUGAAAAUCAUUCGUGAAAAAAGUAUAGCAUACCAAAAGUCAAUUGGAAGAAUUCCCGACGAGGGUGCCAUUUUUAAUUAUGAUAUAUCUUCUCAUAAGAAAAGGCCUAAUGAUCUUGAGUUGCUAGUGGAAGUCGAAGUAAAUGAUAUAGGAGAGGAAAUAAAUACAAACUGUAGAAGUCAAUCAUCUUUAGUUAAAGAAGGAAGACCAUCAGAUCACAGAAAUCAACCAUCUUUAAUCAAAGAAGGAGGACCAUCAAAUCACGGAAAUCAACCAUCUUUAGUCAAAGAAGGAGGACCAUCACAUCACAGAAAUCAACCAUUUUUAGUCAAAGAAGGAGGACCAUCAUCAGAUCACGGAAAUCAACCAUCUUUAGUCAAAGAAAGAGGACCAUCACAUCACGGAAAUCAACCAUUUUUAGUCAAAGAAGGAAUACCAUCAUCAGAUCACGGAAAUCAACCAUCUUUA
Messenger RNA from Entrophospora candida, 478 nucleotides. The record is from the annotation of a GenBank genome assembly. Lineage: Eukaryota; Fungi; Glomeromycota; Glomeromycetes; Entrophosporales; Entrophosporaceae.